UCCCAGGAAGCAGGAAUGUCCUUCAGCAGAAGGAACUGGUCCGAUCUCUCCAGCCUGGCCAGGCAGAGGACGCUGGAGGAUGAGGAAGAGCAGCAAAGAGAGCGCCGGCGAAGGCACCGGAACCUGCUGUCGUCCACAUCCACGGAGGAGGAACCUGCCAGCCCUGUCAAAGACACCAGCCCAGCUUCCAGCAGACCUCCAUCCCUGGUGAAGCCGCAGUCUCCGGAGGAUGGGGAGGAGCGAAAGCUCUCAGAGGUGCUGAAGACACAAGAAGGGAGAAGGACGAGGUGCCUCCCACCCGUGUCUGAAAAGCUGAGGCAGGAGAAGGAGCAGAAGGAGGCAGGGGUGGGAGAAAGCUGCCCAGAGAGAGGGCCACAGCCCUGUGGGAGGCAGGAGAGCAGCCGGGCUGUGGAGCGGGCUGAGGAGGCGGCCAAGGGCAGAGGGGAUCCGCCAGGAGACGAGAACCUGGAGCCAGCCUCUGAGAGGAAAGUGGUGGUGAGGGCACGGCUCCAGGACAAAGACCAAGGAGUGUGGACUCCUCGGGGGGAGCAGAGGAAGGAGGCGAAGGAGCCGCCAGAGGUGGGGAGCUGCCGGCUCCGGGAGGUGAAGAUCCUCACCAGGGUGGGAAACCGCAGCACAGAAGAGAAAACCUCGGCGGUGACCUCAUCUCCAGAGCAGCAGCAGCCGUCCAGGAACCCCUCACAGCAGGUAAUCCAGCUGUCCCCUCCCCAAGAUGAGCCUGCAGAAGAGCCAGACCCUUCUCCAACUCACGUCACCUUCAGCAGCUCCAUCCGACGGGCCAGCCCAAGAACCGUCUCCUUUCGGAUCAUCUCCAGAAAGCAGAAAGAGAGCCAAAGCCCUCUCACAAGGAGUGCGAGUCUGAGGAUCCCAGGCAGCAAUAGCACCAUUGGGGAGAAGUUGGAAAAGUACAACUCGGCUGUGCAGCGCUCGGAGGGAGUGAAAUCCUCCGUGUCCGUCCAGAAGAGUCGCCUGCUCUCCUCGGAGGGGGUGGCGAGCAAGCGCAACUUCUUCGAGGGAAGCGCUCCCAGCAAGGCGGAGCCGGCGGCUCUCAGGAAGGACAACCUGAAGAUCCCAGGAUCGGUGACAUCCCGCAUUAAUCUGUGGAUCAGCCGAGCUCAGGAGCCUGCCAAGGAGGAAAGCAGCAAGGAAAUCCGGAGAAUCAACAGCCUGGCAAAGCGAGACAUCUGGAUAAAGCAGCCUGGAGACACCUCUGGAGACACCAAGUUGCAGUAAUACCAGCUGUGGUAUCAGAUUAUCUGGGAAAAACUGGUUUGCUCUGAAGAUCAAAGCCCAGCCCUACCCAACCGUCCAGCAGCCACUGCCACGAGUCCCCUGUGCCAUGUGUGGGUGCGGCCCAGGUCAUGGGGUCUUCUACUUCUGGGAUGGGAAGGAAGAAGCCUGGAAGAGUCUCCCUGUGGCCCCAGCCCCCACUCACUGCCUGUCUGGGGGUGUCCAGGCCUACAGGCUCCCGACAGAUGCUGAAGGCAAACUC
This is a messenger RNA of Catharus ustulatus (Swainson's thrush), 1513 nucleotides long. It is a transcript of the gene LAD1, whose product is annotated as ladinin 1. Bases 16 to 1254 code for a protein of 412 amino acids. The transcript has 10 exons. Gene Ontology annotation, molecular function: structural molecule activity. Lineage: Eukaryota; Metazoa; Chordata; Aves; Passeriformes; Turdidae. The record is from RefSeq and is a predicted model, not a curated record.